AUUUCUCGGUGUGUACGUCACGCAGACGUCAUGUCUACUUAUAUAUUUAGCGUGCAAAGGUGUAACGUUUAAAACGGCGGUGCGGUCACGUGACGAGCGGAAGUUGCUGAGCACUUCCGGAACCAAAACAACGAGCAACGGAAAAGAUGUCUCACUCUGACUUCUUUUUAAGAAUCCGGAAGUAGCACAAGGGCCAUUAGUUUGUAGUUAGGACAAAACAAACUAAUAUGUCUCUAUUUAAUUUUCACUUUCAUAUUUAGUGCCCACAUUUUCACUGAGUGAUGCGAUAGCGUGACUUUGGCGCGAGGACGCCGGAGUGAGGCGUCACUCCUUAAACACGCGAUCUUGGGCGCUAGCUGCACCGUCGCUAUGAGGCCCAGAGAAGACGCCAUGAUGACUUCCAUCGUGCAGAGGAUCGCACGGCAGGCCCUCGCCACCUUCCGGAGCCCGCCGGGGCUCGGCGCACAGGCCGCCAAGUGCUUCGCGGAGAACCACGACAAGCUGCACGGUCUCAUGAGCGAGGUGCGCGCCGCCGACCUGCAUCUCGCGCCGCCCGCCGCGCCCCCUCCGCGCGGGGCGCCGCCGGUCACGUACAUGCACAUCUGCGAGACGGAGCACUUCAGCAUGGGCGUGUUCCUGCUGAAGAGCGGCGCCUGCAUCCCCCUGCACGACCACCCGGGCAUGCACGGCCUGCUCAGAGUCAUGUACGGCAAGGUGCGCAUCAGCUGCUACGACCGGCUGGAGUCCUCCUCCCCGCCGCCAGGGGGCGCGCUGCGGCGCUGCCUGCCGCGCUCCAGGGGCGAGUACACGCAGGACAGCGAGCCGUGCCUGCUGGCCCCCGAGCGGGACAACCUGCACCAGAUCGACGCGGUGGACGGCCCCGCCGCCUUCGUUGACAUCCUAGCCCCGCCCUACGACCCGGACGACGGGAGGGACUGCCACUACUACCGGGUGCUGCCCGAGGCGGAGCUCGGGGACCCGCAGAGCCGGGAGGUGUGGCUGAUGGAGAUCUCGCAGCCCGUCAGCUUCUGGUGCGGAACCGAGCCCUACCCGGGCCCCGAGGUACGCCUCUGACCCGGGGGCGCACGCAGGGUGACGUCACCAAGGACUGACCCGGCGUGUCAGGUGACCCACGUGCGGACUGUGUUUGAUAUGAUCUAACGCCAUCUCUUUGUAGUAUUUGAUGAACUUUGGCCAUGUCGAUCAGCGGUUCUCAAACUUUGUUCACCAAGUACCGCUUGGCUCGCCCAACAUUAAAACGCAGUAGCGUAGCAGGUCUAAGUAUUCAUUAGUAACUCCAUGCGUCAGGUCCAAACUGGUGACAUCUAUUAAACAAGACAAGAAGCAAAGAAUCAAACAGGCAGAAUUCAAUCUUGCUCAAUUGAGGAGAAACGUGUCGACCUAUAACUUCUUACAGUGUCACCCACGCUCUGACGAAAAAGGGUUACGUCUCCUUUAUUUGGACACUCCCUGUUUACACAACAACAUCUGCUUCCAAAGGAAUGGGGGGCAUGUAAACAGCUCUUGUUUUUGGUCACAUUGAAAACAAAAGAAAAAGAUGCCUCUGGCUUGGGCUGGUCCUGGCUUCAGCUUGGGCAGGUCUUGGAUGACAAUAGAUAACCCCCCUCCCGUCUCCUCCCAUCGUACACAAUGGAAUUUUCCAAGCCUUUGCUUGGUGCAACAAAAACAGCCUCUUGUCUGUUCAUUGGGAACUCAGAACGGAAAGUUUUUUGAUAAUUUACAUAUAAUUUUACAUAUCGACGUAUCGGUGUGCCACGGUUUGAGAACCCCUGAUCGGGAUAACAAUAGCGUCAACAUGGCGACGACUGCUGCUGUCCGAUUGUCAUUUUAUCCCCUGCACAACGCUGCUAGUUCCACUGUGACCGCCUCCAAACAUUUCAGUGUGAAAGACGAGGAAUGAGGAGUUUGUAAGUAGCUACCACGUGGCGCUAAUAAACACCAUUCAAGUCCGACUGAG
Messenger RNA from Nerophis lumbriciformis (worm pipefish), 1978 nucleotides. It is a transcript of the gene adob, whose product is annotated as 2-aminoethanethiol (cysteamine) dioxygenase b. The record is from RefSeq and is a predicted model, not a curated record. Gene Ontology annotation, molecular function: oxidoreductase activity, acting on single donors with incorporation of molecular oxygen, incorporation of two atoms of oxygen. Gene Ontology annotation, cellular component: mitochondrion. NCBI's taxonomy places the organism in Eukaryota, Metazoa, Chordata, Actinopteri, Syngnathiformes, Syngnathidae.